ACACUUUUUGCUUAUAAAAAGUAGGGACCAUCCCUGCUUUCUUCAGUUCGGGCUUGUCCAUCUUGUUGUGUGUAAGAGCCGGACUCUUUUUGCGGCAAUACAUCCCGUUUCUUAUAUCGAUAUACCGUGUUGUGCCUGGCUAUUGUAAUCGGAGAAUUUUCACUGCUCAACACACCUGUACCCGGUAUUUUUUUUAACUUCCGAAGAAAAUUUUUACAUUUCCAAUCUGUCCAGCAGAGGGCAUCACUACAUUAUCAAGUCAGGAAACGGAAGAUGUCUUUUUCAUCCAGCAGAGGGCAGCAGAGUCAAAUAUUUGAAAUGGGAUAAAUGGCUGCAUUUGAUGGGAAUCAUCAGGUGCCUCACGUUGCUGAGUAUCCGGGCUAUGGAGGUCUAAAUGUGCCAAAAUUAAAUAAACAAUUAAUUAAAUAAAUAAAUAAAUACUUCAUUUUAUUUCGAAAUAAUAACCUCAUGGCUAUUUAAUUAUUUUAUGUUUUAUUUCCGAAUGGCUGUUUUAAUUUCCGAACUGCCUUUUUCAUUUCAUAAUGACACUUUUCCAAAAUGGUAAUACAGUUUAGUGAUGUAUGAAAUACAGCCAUUUACCUCAUUUGAAAUGUUUGACUCUACUGCCCUCUGCUGGAGCAAAAAUAUACUAUCCGUAUCUUCCGUAUGUGAAGACUGGAUGCAAUCUAAAGCCAACAAACUGGAGGUCUGAGGUCCUGUGUUGUACCAUAUUCAGUCAGCGAUUUCCUGGUUGUAAAGCUUCCUUUUAUCCCUGCUUUAUAUGUAUUAUAAAAUGAAAAAGUUAAUACUUACAGAUGAUAGUAAAUCAAAGAAAAAAGUGAAAAGACAAUGCGUAAAGAUAUCGGAAAUGAUAACGAUAGUUAUCCUGCUUUGGUCACUGAGAGAACACAGAUUGCAGAGCACGAGGGACUAAAGAGGUGGGGACUGAGAAGAACAAGAAGUGAGAAUCAUGUUAAAACGAGCUGAACCCUCUUACGGAUACACACACACACACACACACACACAAACAAGCAUCAUGCAUAUGGCUACCACUCAGCUACUCUUCCUCUCCAUCAUCUUCCUCCCUGUACUGCCAGGUGCUGGUGCUGUGUCCACAGUGAGUAAUGUAGCUGUACAGACAGGAAGAUCUGCCACCAUCCCAUGUCACUAUGAUAAGAAAUAUGAAAAGCAUGUGAAAUACUGGUGUCGGUGGUCAGAUUGGAAUACAUGUCAUACUCUAGUACGCACUGACUCUCCAGAAGUCGAAGGUGAAACAUCAAUCACUGAUGACCCUACACAUCAUGUCUUCACUGUUACCAUGACAAAGCUGACGGGGCAGGACACUGGAUAUUACUGGUGUUGUGUAGACAUUGAUUGGUAUUUAGAUGACUGCACAUAUCUGCACCUGUCUGUCACCGCAGAAGCUCCUGGACUCUGGGUUGACCAGCAGGAGGUGACCGGUGUGGAAGGGGGCCAUGUCAGUAUGCAGUGUCACUAUAAUGAACCGAGCAGCAUGAAGAAGUGGUGCAGGGCUGAGGGCUCCUGUGUGGAAGUGAAUUCUGCUAAAUCUGGAAGAUCAGAGAUCAAAUACAACCGCUCUAAAAAGGUCUUCAUUGUGACAAUGAGGGAGUUGAACAGAGAGGACCCUGGCUGGUAUUGGUGUGCUGCUGGAGAACUACAGAUCCCUGUUCACAUCACUGUCACUCAGAAAACUACUACUACCACAGUCACCACAACAACCCAAUCUUCAACAUCAAGACCACUAUGCACAUCUCUUCCAGUUAGCACAGCAACCACAUCAGCUACAGCUGAAGAGCCUUCAACCUCAAAGCAGUUAGCAGUCACAAUACCUCGGUCAUCUAUUCCACCCACUACCACUUACAGUAAACGCCCUUCAGACCUCAUAAUCGUCCUGAUGACAUCAGGGAUACUGUUGCUGGCGGCAGCUGUUGCUACCGUUACCUGGAAGCUGUGGAAGAAACACAAGAGCGUCCAGGCGAACACAAGAGCAAGAGAGGACAGGAGGAACGAGGUGACAACUGAAGUGACCUACAGCACAGUGUUCACCAAGACACGGUCAUCAUCACACAGAAUGAGUCCACCUCAGUCACAGUCAUCUGAGAGCUCUGCAGAUGAGGUCAUGUACUGCUCAGUCAUCCUGCAAAAUCCACAGGCCACACACUCCCCUAACCAGUCUCCAGCAAGAACAGCCGAAGAUGUGAUUUACAGCUCAAUAGCCCAGCAGAAAAUGCAGGAAAUGAUAAUGAUAGAUAUCCUGGCCACUGAGAGAGCACAGAUUACAGAGCAUGAGGAACCUAAGAGGUGGGGACUGAGAGGAACAGGAAGUGAGAAUCAUGUUAAAAAGAGCUGGACUCUCUAUCAGAUGCAUACACACACAAGCGGGCAUCACACGCAUAUGGCUCCCAUUCAGCUACUCUUCCUCUCCAUCAUCUUCCUCUCUGUACUGCCAGGUGCUGAUGCUGUAUCCACAGUGAGUAAAGUAGCUGUACAGAGAGGAAGAUCUGUCACCAUCCCAUGUCACUAUCAUAAGAAAUAUGAAAAGCAUGUGAAAUACUGGUGUCGGGGGUCAGGUUGGAACACGUGUCGUACUGUAGUACGCACUGACUCUCCAAAAGUCGAAGGUGAAACAUCAAUCACUGAUGACCCUACACAUCAUGUCUUCGCUGUUACCAUGACAAAGCUGAAGACAGGGGACUCUGGAUACUACUGGUGUUGUGUAGAGAUCAAUUUGGAUGUAGAUGAGGGCACACUUCUGUACCUGUCAGUCACUGCAGAAGCUCCUGGACUCUGGGUUGACCGGCAGGAGGUGACCGGUGUGGAAGGGGGCCAUGUCAGUGUGCAGUGUCACACUAAUUAUCCAAGCAGCAUGAAGAAGUGGUGCAGGGCUGAGGGCACCUGUGUGGAAGUGAAUUCUGCUAAAUCUGGAAGAGCAGAGUUCCAAUAUAGCCGUUCUAAAAAGGCAUUCAUUGUGACAAUGAGGGAGCUGAAAAGAGAGGACACAGGCUGGUAUUGGUGUGCUACUGGAGAACUACAGAUCCCUGUUCACAUCACUGUCUCUCAGAAAACUACUACUACCACAGUCACCACAACAACCCAAUGUGCAACAUCAACACCACCAUGCACAUCUCUUCCAGUUAGCACAGCUACCACAUCAGAUACAGCUGAAGAGCCUUCAACCUCAAAGCAGUUAGCAGUCACAAUACCUCGGUCAUCUAUUCCACCCACUACCACUUACAAUAAAAGUCUUUCAGACCUCACAUUCGUUCUGAUGAUAUCAGGGAUACUGUUGCUGGCGGCAGCUGUUGCUACCAUUACCUGGAAGCUGUGGAAGAAACACAAGAGCAUCAGGGUGAACGCAAGAGCAAGAGAGGACAGGAGGAACGAGGUGACACAGACUGUAGACUCUGAAGAUGAAGCGACCUACAGCACAGUGUUCACCAAGACACAGUCAUCAUCACACAGAAUGAGUCCACCUCAGUCACAGUCAUCUGAGAGCUCUGCAGAUGAGGUCAUUUACUGCUCAGUCAUCCUGCAAAAUCCACAGGCCACACACUCCCCUAACCAGUCUCCAGCAGGAACAGCCGAUGAUGUGAUUUACAGCUCAGUAGCCCAGCAGAAAAAAUAGUGAUUACAGACACAUGGUGGCUGUCGUAAAGGGUUCACACUCUGCUGUUUGAGUAGCGCUAAGAAUAAUCACAACUGUUUGACCGUCUAUUCCUCUGUGGGGUUUUGGUUCCUGAAUGUCAGAUCUUCAGUGAAGCAGGAACUUCUUGCAUGGCAAACUCUAUCUGCAAAUUCUACUCAUAUUCCACUGAUGGUUUAAUUUCACACAGACCGGGACAUUCAGUAAUUAUGACCACACAGGUUUCACUUGCCAAUAUUUAAUGCAUUUAAACAGUGUAGGCUGAUAUUAAAGAAGUUGUAAGCUUUGCAGCACAGUAUAGAAAUAGUAGAUCUGACUGACUCAAUGCCUUUGGGUGUUCAUUUGGGGCAUUUAUUCUUCAUGCUAUUCUUAGCUAUUUCUGAUGUAAUGUGACCGGAGAAUAAAUCACCCUUUAACAGACAAGUAAAGCGUCAGAUUACGAGUAAUUAGCAGCUUGUUCUUGGAUUAAAGCAAAUUCUGGGCAUAAUACUCUGCAGUUUUGCUCUUUGCCCAAGAAAUAUCAACCCCUUAAAUCAUAUAAGAUACUUAUCUCAAGGCUCUGUGACUCAUGGAAGUUGCAUUUAAUUAUCUUUAUAAACUUUCCUUCAUUCCUUUCACUGUUUUUAGGACCUUUUUUCAUUGUUUAACCCAAAUUAUCUUGAUAUAUGUAUGUGUGAAUGUUCCCUGUCAGCUCAAUAGGGGGCAGCAAUGAGUUUGAUGACAGUCCCGAAAGCAAUUCUGUUUACAUCACUGAACUGUAUAAGAAGAGUUCAUUGGUUUAUAUGCACAAGGGAAGAGUCCCGGAUGCUCUGCAAAGUGAAGAACCUGAGGAUUCCCAUCAAAUGCAGCCAUUUAGCCCAUUUCAAAUGUUUGACUCUGCUGCCCUCUGCUGGAUCAAAAAGGAUACUUUCAAUUUCCUACGUAAUAAUGUACUGAUGCACUCUGCUGGACAAACUAAAAAUGUUCAUAUCUUUGCUAGAUGAUUAAAUUAAUGUGGUAUA
Molecule: messenger RNA, 4665 nt
Organism: Anguilla anguilla (European eel)
Lineage: Eukaryota; Metazoa; Chordata; Actinopteri; Anguilliformes; Anguillidae
Product: polymeric immunoglobulin receptor-like
Exons: 19
Coding region: 971-3646 (891 amino acids)
Cellular component (GO): plasma membrane
Molecular function (GO): transmembrane signaling receptor activity
Source: RefSeq, a predicted model, not a curated record